Messenger RNA from Momordica charantia (bitter melon), 1350 nucleotides. Lineage: Eukaryota; Viridiplantae; Streptophyta; Magnoliopsida; Cucurbitales; Cucurbitaceae. The record is from RefSeq and is a predicted model, not a curated record.
AUGUGCUACUUCCUCACCGGCCUGGCCAAUGAGACUUUAAGAGUAAAACUUGGAGAGGAGGCUCCAGCCACCUUCGCCGAAGUAUUGCAGAAGGCGAAAAAAGUCAUUGAUGGACAGGAGCUCCUCCGAACCAAAACUAGUCGACCUGAGAAGUGGAUCGACCAGAAGAAAUUGAACCAGGAGACGAAGAGGCCUAAUGUCAAGUCCAAGGAUAAGGGACCAUCCUCUUCCAGUAGCCGAAUUGAGUAUCGCAGGUCGGACGGUGGCCCCAACCGAAGCCGACCUUACGAACGUUAUACCCCGACCACCAUCCCAAUCUCURAAAUACUUACAAAYAUUGAGGARACUGGGAUGGAAAAGCUCCUYAAGCGACCYKAGAAGCUCCGRGGAGAYCYAGAAAARYGCAACAAAGAUAAGUAYUGCCGUUUUCAUCGCGAUCACGGCCACAAUACGUCAAGUUGCUGGGAGUUAAAACGCCAGAUUGAAGACCUCAUUCAAGACGRCUACUUCAAAAAAUUCGUGGGCAAACCGAGGUCUAACUSGRUYGAAAAGAAAGAAGAGAGGAAGCGUUCAAGAACGCCGCCUCGCYGRGAUGACCGACCUGMGGUCAUCAACACUAUUUUCGGAGGUCCGAGYGGGGGCCAGUCCGGAAACAAGAGGAAGGAGCUAGCUCGCGAGGCCAGGCGCGAGGUAUGCAUCAUCAGGGAGCAGAAGCCCACUUGCUCCAUCACUUUCGGSGAUGCCGACCUGGAGGGAGUCCACUUGCCUCACAACGAUGCACUGGUGAUCGCCCCUCUGAUUGAUCACGUCCUGGUCCGAAGAGUAUUGGUCGAUGGAGGCGCAUCUGCCAACAUCUUGUCCCUCCCAACAUAUCUAGCAUUGGGAUGGACCAGGUCACAAUUGAAGAAGAGUCCAACACCCUUGGUUGGAUUCUCUAGAGAAUCGGUCUCCCCAGAAGGGUGCAUUGACCUGCCGAUAACUAUCGGGCAAGAUUCUACCCAAGUAACGCAGAUGGCCGAGUUCGUGGUAAUCGACGGCAGAUCGGCCUACAACGCCAUUUUUGGGAGACCCAUUAUCCACUCAUUUCGGGCUGUCCCUUCCACAUUGCAUCAAGUCUUGAAGUACUCAACCCCGAAUGGAGUGGGCAUGGUCCGAGAGAGCAAAAAACCUCGCGGGAGUGUUAUGCAUCCGCGCUUAAAGGGUCGGCGGUAUGCGUCCUGGAAGAGCAAACCAAUCGUGGCAAGCUGCAAGAGUCCGAAGCAGACCUGCCAAAGGAAGGUAAAAGGCAAUUCUCCCCGCCAACAAAAGAACUCGAGCUUGUUCCUUUACUCAGCCCUGAAAGACAAGUAA